GUCAAAAGUCAUUUUUGUGCGCAUUUUCAUUCUUGUCGGAAGCUAGUUUAGCUCUAGAAGGUUUUUAACGAAUCAUUGCAUUGUGAAUUCGGAAUUGUGAUAUUGCGAGUGGUUCAUUUAGAAUACUUAGAUUUUCGUCGUUUCUAGAGCACCGCAGAAAAUAUGUGGAACAAUAAGAUAUUAUUAAUAUUACCGCUGAUUGUGCUUGCUGCAUGUGCACAAACAAUUGAGCAGGAAACCGCAGUUCCAGGUAAACCUCAUCCAAAACCAACAACUCCUUCGCCUAAUUCAACGACAACGGUUUCACCUAAUUCAACAACAACAACUCCGCCUAAAACAACAACUGUUGCACCUAAUUCAACAACAACAGCUCCACCUAAAACAACAACUGUUGCACCUAAUUCAACAACAACAGCUCCACCUAAAACAACAACUGUUGCACCUAAUUCAACAACAACAGCUCCACCUAAAACAACAACAGUUGCACCUAAUUCAACAACAACAGCUCCACCUAAUACAACAACAGUUGCACCUAAACCAACAACGGUUUCGCCUAAUUCAACAACAGUUGUACCACCAACAACAACCACACCGGGUCCGAAGCCCGUGCCGGAUCCAUCCAUUGGUAAUUGGACGGUGAAAGAUGGAAAUAACAGUUGUUUCGUCAUGGAUGCCGCAAUUCAAAUCGAAUACCCCGUAAAUACCACCAACAAAAUCAAUAUACCCGUUAAUUCCACGUUGAUCGGCGCUUGCAACAAAAUGGACGAUGUCAUUGUGUUGAAAUGGGAAAAGAAUGUUUUCACCAUGAAUUUCACCAAGGAUGUGAACGCCAGCAAAUUUGCAUUGGCAUCGAUUCGAGCUGACCUCUUUAAUUUGAGCCUACCUAAUGGUACGUUCAAGAACGUGACUCUGAUUCACAAUGUUUCCGAAUUCGGCACGCCUUUGGGCAAUUCCUACAAGUGCAAGAAGGUUCAAACAUUGAACCUUACAGGCGAAGCUAACAUGACUGGUUAUUUGCACAUUAGCCAUCUCCAAAUGCAAGCUUUCGCCAAUACAACCGGCCACAAGUUCGAUUCCGCGAUCGAUUGCGAGGCUUCUCCCAUCACCUCGGACGUGGUGCCGAUAGUGGUUGGAUGCGUUUUGGCCGCUUUGGUAGUGAUGAUAAUGGUGGCCUAUCUGGUAGCCAGACGCCGUUGCCAAGCCAGAGGAUAUCACUCAAUAGAUGCGCAGCCCGAUGAUUAGUUUUCAUAUUGUGUUUAAAUCAGAGCGAUAUAAGUAAUGUAGAUGUGGUAUUAAUAAAUUUAUAUAUCAAUCGAUCCAGUAGGUAAUUAUUCAAUUGAUUGGGUUUAUUUUGCUUUAUUUGUUAGUGUGUUUUUUUUAAUAUCGAAUUAACUCUUGCAAGUUGUAAAAAAGUGUGCUUUUUUUGUGUAUUAAAUUUGAAUUAUAAUUAACGCAUAAUUAUUUAGUGUGAUUAGGAAUCGAGGCUAUGAAUUGGUGUUGGGAUUUUUUACCUGUUUGUGAUGCGCUAGAAAGCUUUUACCAGAUCCAGAGGGGUGAAAUCGUUCAAUUGGGUUAUGUUUUACUUGUUCUGUUUAUUGAAAAAAAAUGUAUUAUUAUUGUAUAAUUUGCUCAUACUUGGGAGACAUGUCAAUUCUUAAGAUUUCUAAGUUUGUUCUGAUUUUUCUACGUUGGAAAUUUGUAUAUUUGAUGUUCAGUUAAAAUUUUUCGACGAUGCGUUUAUUCAGGAAAUACCCUGUAAAAUUUUAUAUUUCAGACAAUAGAUUCGAUACGUUGCGAAAUUAAAUUAAAAUAGUUUAGUUUUAUUGAAAAGGAUAUUAACAUUAGUAUCUAGAUUUAAAAAUAUAUAUUUAGUUCUUCCCGAAUAGUCGAUGAAGUUAAAUUUAAAACAAGUUUUUUAGUAAAAUGCUAUUUUCCACAAUAAAGUAGAUUAGUUUAAUAGAUUAAUUAAAAAUCGUUUAUUAGUGUAGGUGCCCUAAUUGGAAAUUUAACUUUCAUAAACCGGACGAUAUUUCAAAAUAAAAUUGAUUAUCUAUUCGAAUAAUUCAUUAUUGUUGUUUCGAUUUUACGUUAAAAUAUCCUCCGGUGCACGUUAAGCAAUUAUACAGGGUAAACGAAACGAGCAUUGAAAGUGAUAAGCGUUUGAAAGAGCUUUUACCUUGAAUUCUCGAAGGCCCCCGCCGUCUCUUUUACGAAGGGUAGAAAACGUCUGAUAAAAAUUAUUGUAUUGGCUGUGAGCGCUGUAACGUUUUGUGUAACUGAGUUAAAUAAAUUUUUUCGAAAAC
Messenger RNA from Phyllotreta striolata, 2303 nucleotides. Lineage: Eukaryota; Metazoa; Arthropoda; Insecta; Coleoptera; Chrysomelidae. The record is from the annotation of a GenBank genome assembly.